Molecule: messenger RNA, 1543 nt
Organism: Daphnia pulicaria
Lineage: Eukaryota; Metazoa; Arthropoda; Branchiopoda; Diplostraca; Daphniidae
Product: ataxin-10-like
Exons: 6
Coding region: 92-1468 (458 amino acids)
Biological process (GO): neuron projection development
Cellular component (GO): cytosol
Source: RefSeq, a predicted model, not a curated record
GUUGGAAUUCAACAAGUGUUUAUUUUGAUUUCAUAAAAAAAUCGGUUUCGGCUGCUCUCAUUAGUCAUUACUGCAAAACCCAAAAAUCGAAAUGAGCAAUUCUUCAAAAGAUUCAUUUUGGGCUGAAUUAGAAUCCAAGUUAAAAGAAGGGUUAGCUAAUCUUAAUUCGUUCCCUACCGAUCAUCAGCCCAUACUUAACCAAUUACAAGCAUUAACUCAGCUGACAGUUGAAGAUGACUUUAGGUCUUCAAUCCCAAAUGAAAUUUUGCAGCUUUUGUUGACAAUCAUCCAGAGACCAGUAGGUGUUCCCAUGGUUCUUGAAUGUGCCCGCAUUCUCAGAAAUUGUUGUGGGAAAAACUGGGAAAGCUUUCCUGACACUUGGAAUCAGUUGCUCAGUAAAUGCAAUCAGCUACUAGAAAGCUUCAUAUUAAAAGAGUUUCCAGUGGAAGAGAUUGUCCUUGCCCGUGUAAUUCUUCAAUGUGUUGGAAACAUAUUGAACACACAUACAAAUUUAUCCCACAUCAUAUGGGAAAGUCUUCAAUCUCAUUUAAGUAAAUUGCUUUCCCAUGAAGAUGAAAAAAUAAGCUUAUACUCAUCUUCUGUCAUGUUCGCUGUGCUGAGAAAUUCCCUCACUAUUAGAGAAGAGUUAACAACCCACAAGUGGAGAGAUCUGACAGCUGAGUUGAUUUUGUCUUCUCAUAAAGGAAUUCUUUAUUCACAAUUUGCAAUCAAACUCUUUAUGUGUGACCAAAACUUGUUGGAAAAUAUGUAUAACUUUCAAGAAUUACAUACACGACUCUUACUUCUUAACCAGAUUUCAGAAUUCUCUCCAGAAUGCGAAGACAUGGACGUUCAAAAUUGGCAAUGUUUCAGCCGAUUAUUUCAAGAAAGAGCUAACCUAAUUUUGCGAACUUGCGAGAAUCCCUCGUUGGAUCUGGAAGCCAUGGAAGCGACCAGUCUUGUUGAAAUACUAGCUAAAUCUUCUUCUGGUGAUGUUUGUCAUCGAGAACUUUUUCUGGAUGACGAUCUCUUAGUUACAACUAUUGACUUACUACGGAGCAUACAUAGUUUGGGUCAAUCAGGAUCAAACUAUUUUACGACUAUCAAUGAUCAUUUUGGAUCGGUCGAACCUCAUCCCGCCUUGAAUUUCAAAUGUAAUUUGGUUCGUUUACUCGGCAACUUAAGCUACAAGAAUCCUUCUGCUCAAGAUCGAAUACGUGAACUCGAAGCCAUCGCCCCGCUUCUAGAGUGCUGCAACUUGGACGCCCGAAACCCUUUCAUUCAACAAUGGUCAAUCCUGGCUAUUCGAAAUUUGUGUGGGAAGAAUAUUGCAAAUCAAGAAGUGAUCGGCUCCAUGACUCGGCAAGGAGUAGUCCAGCCUUCCCUGUUAGAAGAUCUAGGCAUGGUGGUGGAGGAAUCAGAUUCUGGCUUGUCUGUUCGACCUUGUGAUGCGAAUCGAAAGCCCUGAUCCAUCGAAUUCCAUACUCAUCCAUUGUGUACAGUGUGCAAAGUGCAAGUAAAAAUGGAACUUUUGAUGUUCAAA